This is a messenger RNA of Blumeria graminis f. sp. triticale, 1095 nucleotides long. The record is from the annotation of a GenBank genome assembly. Lineage: Eukaryota; Fungi; Ascomycota; Leotiomycetes; Helotiales; Erysiphaceae.
AUGGCUGCAGCUACUACCAAUGUCUCUUACACUACCAAUUUGCUCAAAUACAUGGGCCUGGACCAGAAGGGAAGCGCAAUGGCUGAGUAUAUAUGGAUUGACGCUGUUGGCGGUGUCCGUUCAAAGUCAAAGACCCUUACUAGCAUACCACCAAGUGGAGAGUUUACAGUAGAUGACCUUCCCGAAUGGAACUUUGACGGUAGCUCUACAGGUCAGGCUCCCGGUGAUAACUCUGAUGUCUAUCUUCGGCCUGUUGCUGUUUUCCCAGAUCCAUUUCGCGGUGCACCAAACAUCUUAGUUAUCACUGAAUGCUGGGACCCCGAUGGAACUCCAAACAAAUAUAACCAUCGUCAUGAAGCCGCCAAACUCAUGGAAGCGCAUAAAGCACAAAAACCCUGGUUUGGAUUAGAACAGGAAUACACACUACUAGAUAUGCACGACAGGCCUUAUGGAUGGCCCGCCGGUGGCUUCCCUGGUCCCCAGGGCCCAUACUAUUGCGGAGUUGGAUCUGGAAAGGUGUAUUGCCGAGAUAUCGUCGAAGCCCAUUACAAAGCCUGUCUAUUCGCUGGUGUGAAAAUCUCGGGAACUAACGCUGAAGUUAUGCCCGCGCAAUGGGAGUUCCAGGUUGGUCCCUGUGAAGGAAUUGAGUUGGGUGAUCAACUUUGGCUGGCUCGAUUCCUACUUCAUCGUAUUGCAGAAGAAUUUGGUGCCAAAAUUUCAUUUCAUCCAAAGCCUAUCCCAGGUGACUGGAACGGAGCCGGCCUUCACAGCAACUUCUCAUCGGAAGAGAUGCGCAAACCUGGUGGUAUGAAAGCUAUAGAGGCUGCCAUGAAGAAACUUGAAGCUAGGCACAAGGAGCAUAUUGCUGUAUACGGAGAGGAUAAUACCAUGCGUUUAACUGGACGACAUGAGACUGGCAAUAUUGAUUCAUUCACUUACGGUGUUGCAAACCGUGGCACCUCUAUUCGUAUUCCCAGAGAGGUCAGCCAAAAAGGUUUUGGGUACUUCGAGGACCGAAGGCCAGCAUCAAAUGCCGACCCGUACCAAAUAACAGGUAUAAUGGUAGAGACAAUUUUUGGUGGGCUCGACAAAUAG